CCCCCCCACCCCGGUUUCACCAGCUCUUCUUCCUUCCUCUCGUGACCCCAUGUGGGUGAAGCAAUUUUUAAGUCACUUGAGCAGUGCGGCGCAGAUGUAAUACAUCUUCUUCAGAAACUUCCCCUGCUUUUUUGGCCUCCGCGAUGGAGGUUCCCGCACCCCUUCGGGGUGACAUCACCGCCGACGGGAAAUUCCGCCGGCGAUGCUCCCCCCCGCCCUGCCCCCUGAUCCAUAAAAGGAGGCAGGCUUCAUGGAGGGAGCACCAGAGACGGCAAGACCUUCCAGGAGAACCUCAACCAAGAUCAGCCACUCCAGCCUCUCAGCAAAAUGAAUGCUUCUCAAUCUCCACGUGCCUGGGCUGUGGCCGCCCUCCUGGUACUGGCCCUCUGCCUCUCGGCCAGCGCUGCUCCAGUGGGGUCCGACCCUCCAACUUCCUGCUGCUUCACCUACACGGCAAAGAAGAUCCCCCGGAACUACAUUGCUGACUUUUACGAAACAAACAGCAGGUGCUCUCAGCCAGGUGUUGUGUUCACCACAAAGAAGGGCCGGGAGAUCUGUGCCAACCCCGCAGAGAAAUGGGUCCAAGAAUACAUGGACCACUUCGAGCUGAACUGAGCAUCAGUGCUGCAGCAACAGAAGACAUCAUCCUUGGCUGGGUCGAUGGGCAUCCCAGGCCUGGCACCAUUUCCUGCCAAGGGCAUCUCAAGAACACCACUCAGCUAGUGGCUUUUGUUUUGACCUUGAAGUCAAAACCUCAGGGACUUUCUAUGAUAAUUUAAAUUUAUUUAAGGUAUUUUAUUUUCCUCAAACCCUAAGGGUCCACCCCUGCUAAUUAUUUUAUUUAUGUAACUUUGGAGGGAACACAAAGCAAUCAACCUCUUUGCUAUUUUUAUACAUAUGACUGUUUUAAUAUUGCCACAGAAUAAGAAUUUCCCCAAUAAAUGUUGUUUUUCUACAA
Molecule: messenger RNA, 958 nt
Organism: Podarcis muralis (Common wall lizard)
Lineage: Eukaryota; Metazoa; Chordata; Lepidosauria; Squamata; Lacertidae
Product: C-C motif chemokine 4-like
Biological process (GO): chemokine-mediated signaling pathway; positive regulation of cell migration; antimicrobial humoral immune response mediated by antimicrobial peptide
Cellular component (GO): extracellular region
Molecular function (GO): CCR chemokine receptor binding; chemokine activity
Source: RefSeq, a predicted model, not a curated record